Messenger RNA from Xiphophorus couchianus (Monterrey platyfish), 5717 nucleotides. Its product is annotated as solute carrier family 45 member 4-like. Gene Ontology annotation, molecular function: sucrose:proton symporter activity. The record is from RefSeq and is a predicted model, not a curated record. The transcript is spliced from 12 exons. Gene Ontology annotation, cellular component: membrane. Gene Ontology annotation, biological process: transmembrane transport. NCBI's taxonomy places the organism in Eukaryota, Metazoa, Chordata, Actinopteri, Cyprinodontiformes, Poeciliidae. The coding region runs from base 1763 to 4120 and encodes 785 amino acids.
UUGAGCAAUACAUGUUAUGAAGUGAUGAAAACUUUUCAUCACUUGAAAAGAGUGUUGAAAACUUUUCAUUUCAAAGAUAUUGUAAAAAGAUGACUUCACCGGGUCCAAAAGGACCCACUUAUGCAUCAGAGGGUUAAUCUUGUGCUUCAUAUAUCAGGUUUAUGGUUUGAUGCCUUUUGUUUGAGUUUACAGUCUGUAGAAAGACAAUCUCAAGUUUAUGCAUGGGAAAAAAGCUUGAACUUUUGGCUAUAUCCAGUUCUUUCCUAAAAUUGAUUUGCAUCAUAUUUUAUGUCAUCUAUUUUAGAGCAGGGCUACAUUUUUCUAAACCUCAGAGGAGUUCUUAUUUCCGAUUAUGGAAGCCAAAAAUAUAAAAAUACUUAGAACACACUGAUGCUUUCAGGGACAGUCGCUUCCAAAAGUAGUCACACCCUUCGAACAUUACCACAUGUUGCAACUGCGCACUUAAAUGUAUUUUCUUCUCCAUUAGCUUUGGUAGUCUAGAAAUAGAGUUUUUUGCUCGUUCUUCUGUACAAGACAACUUAAGAGCAGUCGUAUUAGAAUGAAGUCUUGCCACAGAUUUUUAAUUGGAUUUUGAUUUUGACUCGCUGGGUCAUUCAAACAAAGAUAUAUCUAAAUAAUUGUACCUUUUAUUGUAAGAUUAGCAUCAUUUUUCUGAUGAAAGGUGAACCUCCCCCACGGUUUCAAGUUUUAUGCAGCCUUUAAGAAGAUUUCUCUCAGUAUUGCCCUGUAUCUAAUUUCAUCCAUCUUCCCAUUAACUCUGACUACCUCCCGUGUUCCUGCUGAAGAAACUGUAGGGAUGUUGUCCUCAGUGUUUGCAACUCUUAUUUGCAAAGACAGUUUUGCAUAUAGGAAACAGCUGUAUUUGUGAGAAUAAAAUCUGGACUAUGUUUACUAACUGUGUGACGUCUGGAAGUGAUCUUGCAGGAUUUCAUUUAGGGCAUCGAAUUAGAAAAAAACAUGCAUUCCACAUUUCUCAAAUGUUUCAUUGUAAAAAAUAUUUUUCUUUUGCUUCCGUGAUGUACUACAUUGUAUUGGUGCAUCACCAAAAAAUCCACUAAAAUAUAAUGAAAGAUAUAAUUGCUACAGGAAAAAAUGUGAAUACGUUCAGAAAUACAAAAGCUUUUGCAAGGACUUGUGUUAAAAAGGUCAGCACUCACCUAUUGUUGUGUAAAAACAAUGUGUUUACAGAUUAUCUUCUGUUAUAUGUUGACCCCUGUCACUGGUUCAACUGACUUUUGUUUUUUCCAGACAUCUGCCAUUUCCUGUCCAGGUAGAUCUACACAAAGUUGGAAACCCUCCAAUUCUUUACCUGGUUUUCUACAAGCAAAACAACUGGAAAUAAUAAGAAUACAACUUCUUUUCAAGUUUUUUAUUUAUUUAUUAUUAUUACUACUUUUUUUUUUUGUGCAAAUGACCUUUAGGGUCUCCAUCACUUCGCAGUUGGACUUAAGAACCAUCUUUGCUGAUUUUAUAUCAGUGUAAUGGCUACAUGUCUAAUCACUAUUCAUGGCAUAUUUAUUCCAUUACAAUGAUGAUUCAUUUCUUUUAACUCAGUAUUUCUUAAUGCUACAUGUGUAAUUUUUAGAAAAAUAAACUAUUCCUACUCAAUAACUGAGCAAGAGUAGUGCUAUGGACAUGUGUAUUUUUAGUAUUAUCAUUUAAAAAUUCUUUUGGAUUCCUCUAAAAGAGUGGAGUUCUUGGGAUUUGAAGGAAGUUGUGAAACUAACCACAAACAGUUCAAAUGAAGUCAGACCAAAUUGAAAUGGGAGGAGAAGAUGAGGAACAUAAGGCCCUGGACCUUCCUGAUGACAGAAAGCCCAACAGAGUCAUGAAAGAUAAUAAAAGUGAGGAUGAAGAGGAGGAGGGAAAAGCAGUUCAGAUUCCCCGAUAUCGCUGGGUCAUGCAUGCUGCUGUGAUGUUUGGACGAGAGUUUUGCUACGCCAUGGAAACCGCUCUGGUGACACCAGUUCUUCUACAGAUAGGUCUUCCUGAGCAAUAUUACAGUUUAACCUGGUUUCUCAGUCCCAUCCUGGGUCUUCUGUUAACCCCGCUGAUUGGCUCAGCCAGUGACCGCUGCACUCUGCGAUGGGGCCGGAGGAGACCAUUCAUUCUGGCUCUUUGUACAGGAGUGCUAAUAGGUGUGGCACUAUUUUUAAAUGGAUCAUUGAUUGGCCUUUCUAUUGGUGACAUCCCAAACACCAAGCAGCAGCCAAUUGGUAUUGUUCUUACUGUUGUUGGUGUUGUGGUGCUGGACUUUUGCGCUGAUGCCUCUGAGGGACCAAUCAGGGCUUACCUUCUUGACGUUGCUGAUACUGAUGAGCAAGACAUGGCUCUGAAUAUACAUGGCCUGUCUGCUGGACUUGGCGGAGCAGUUGGCUACAUGUUGGGAGGCCUUGACUGGACCGGCACUGCUCUGGGUAGAGCAUUUAAGUCACAGGAACAGGUCUUGUUCCUGUUUGCUGGGGUUAUCUUUAUUAUUUCUGUAACAUUGCAUAUGCUCAGUAUCCCUGAGAGGACUUUUUCUUCAGCCAACCAACUGAAAGAUGGAGAAGAUGAUGAGUCUACCAGUCAGUUGUCUGUAAAACUGCCUGGCUGCACACGACCUUGUCUCAUUGCAAUUGCAGAGGAAGAUGCUUUUGGACCAGCCUCUUGCCAAGAGGAGAAAGAAAUGCAUCUUGAGGAAGCAGAAAUGGAUUUCCUAGCUGUGGACAGAGUUCGGAGUAAAAGUGAUUCAGUUCUUGCCAUGCCAGAUGCUACAAUCGAGUUAGACUCUGACCUUCACCUAGACAGGCAGAUUUUCUUGCCUGAAGUGCCUUUAAUACCAGAAGAUCUGGACAAUGCCUUUAAGCCAUCAGACACCGGUAUGAAGUUGUCAUCUCCUACUAAUGACCCCGCCUCUCACACUAAUGGGGGAGUGUUUGUAGAGCCUACAAAUACAGAUGUGCCUCAAAUAAAGGAUCCAACAAAUGGCCAGCUUUUUGUCCCUCAGGCCAGUUCUGCCUCAGAGAAUUCACACGUACGAUGGCAUGAGCUAACUGCUAACGGCACCAGUGCUGGUUUGCCUUCCUCUCAAGCCUUGAAUACAGGUAAAGGCCACACCUCCACCAAACCAGGGACCCGCACUGGCAACACUUCAGUCUCAUCACGGCAACAUCCAGCAACCUUCUACAGACAGCCCUCCUUUACAUUUUCAUACUAUGGUCGAGUGGCAUUACAACGCUAUAGACUGAGACGCACAAGACUCACGGGCCCUCGGCCAAUCACCACCUCCCGUAGUCUGACUGAUCUGCGAGGCAUCCGGGGACCUGUGCACAGAAGAAAGAGGCAGCUGUCUGCAAGUAGCCUUUCAUCUGAAGGCUCCAGCAGUGUUGGGGAAAUGGAGAGGGGUACAACUGUGAAGCUUCUUUGGCUAUCCAUGUUCAAGAUGCCAAAGCAGCUCUGGAGACUGUGUGUUUGUCACCUCCUUACCUGGUUCUCCAUUAUAGCUGAAGCCGUGUUUUACACUGACUUCAUGGGUCAGGUCAUUUUUCGUGGGAAUCCUAAGGCACCAGGCAAUUCCACAGAGCUACAAGACUAUCACAGAGGAGUACAGAUGGGGUGCUGGGGGUUGGUGGUGUAUGCUGCAACUGCUGCUGUCUGCUCUGCUAUUCUUCAGAAGUCUUUGGAUAAAUUUGAUCUAAGUAUUAGGAUCAUCUAUGUUGUGGGAACUUUGGGAUUCUCAAUGGGAACUGCAAUUAUGGCAAUAUUCCCUAAUGUUUACAUUGCCAUGGUGAUGAUCAGUACCAUGGGAAUCAUCUCCAUGAGUAUCUCAUACUGUCCCUACGCUUUACUUGGACAGUACCAUGAAAUCAAAGAAUACAUUAACCAUAGUCCAGCCAACACUCGAAGAGGCUUUGGUAUAGACUGUGCUAUACUAACCUGCCAGGUUUACAUCAGUCAAAUUUUGGUUGCAUCAGCUCUUGGAUCUGUAGUUGAGGCUGUCGAUAGUGUACGUGUCAUUCCAGUUGUUGCCUCCGGCGGCUCCUUCCUUGGAUUCCUCACCGCUUGUUUCCUAGUAAUUUAUCCUGACACAGAGCCCAGUAGUUCUGUAGAUUAUUAGGACUCUGAUGCUCUACCUGGAGAGGAGGGUCAGAAUAGUAAAAGGACCAGUGUCUAGAGACUAGCUCUGCUCAACUUCACAGAUCAAACCAGAGAAGACGCUGUUGCCUAGGGGUAGAAAAGUACUGCCAUGAUGGAUUGACUCAACAACCAAAAACUGCAUCAUGUGUAAAUUAUACCAAACCUUGCUGGUGUGCAUAUGUGAUGGGCUGUACCAUGUGGAGCAGCAAAGAAACACAAAGAAGGAAAACAUAACUGAAAGAUGAUAUUCCAUCUAGUAAAAAUGUAGGAUUGGUAGAUUUGGAUUACUAAUGUAAUCUAAAUGUGAAGUGGAGGAAAUAAUAUAAAAACAAUACCUGCUUGUGCUGCUCUGUUUGUGGAGUUGUUACCUCAACCCUAAGAAAAAUAAUGUUUAGCCAGUAAGUCAGAACAACAAAGACCAAGCUGCUGGUCCAACUGUUGAAAUUUAUUUAGUACAGACUACUGGAAGCACAAAGCACUUUGAUUUUUUUAACAGUGCUGCCACUCGGAUGGUGCCAAAUAUCACCAAUAUGUCACAUUUUACUCUGCUGCUGCUUCAAAACUGCCAAAUGGACAAUCAUAAUGCUGUAGAAGGGAUACUUGGUGCAACCCUGCAUAUUUUCAGAUUAAAUACAGAUGUAUAUAUUUAUUCCACUUUUUGGUGGACUUCAUGGACAUUUCACUGCCAUUUUACAAAAGCCAAAAAAUGUCAAAAGGUACAAACCUUUUGAGUUUAUUCUAGUUGCAUAGGUGUUAUACAAUCAAACAUAGGAUUUUUCUUUACUUACACUAUAGUUAAUAAAUGUGUCCAUAAUGGUUCAUUUAAGCAACAUAUUUGAGCCUCCAGAGAGUUAUUUCCAUUUUUUAAAUCAAAUUUGUGAUGAUUAAAAGUAUAUCUCUCAGGGUGUUUUGUAAAAUAAAAUUGUGAUUGCUGGGCUAUUUUGAACAGUUUGUGUAGAAAAGCAAAUUUUUGAAUGUCUAUUUCAAAUCUGUAAACCAUAUUCUUGAAGAUGAGCAGAAAGGAAGUGGUUAAUUGGAGCUGAGUAGGAUUUAUUGUAGUUGUAUCUUUGUGCAUUUCCUUGAAAGCAAACUGACCUUUACCCUGUUGUGCAUGCUUAUGAGAUCAGCUGAUCACUGUAAAUUGGUCCUCUGUUAGAGAGCUACACCAGGGAAUACAUUGCUCCAAAAUAAUGAGCAAGAAAGUUAAAAAAAGAAAUGCAUGAUUAUACAGAAAGCAUGUUUGGUAUUUGGCUCUUAUUAAACUAUUUUAAGUUUCCAAAGUGCAUUUAAUAGUUGCAGAACAUCAUUAAAUGUGUGAAUUCAGAAAGUAGGUUUUUAUAGUCUGAUGUAGUGUUUGUGUCAUUUAUACUGUAACAUCACACGGUGCAUUAUUCCCAAGCAUCUGUGCUGAAUGAAAGUGAGGAUCACUUUGCAUGGCUCAUCUGCAAAAUUAAAAGUAUUAUGAUUGCUCAGCUCAGGAGAAACAUCAGACCUGAUUUCCUGUCUUAUGACAUUAAAGGUUUUUCUGUUUUUCUGUUAUCUUCUGUUGAUUAAUAGUAAUGAACAAUUCAAAAACA